Molecule: messenger RNA, 2269 nt
Organism: Durusdinium trenchii
Lineage: Eukaryota; Dinophyceae; Suessiales; Symbiodiniaceae
Source: the annotation of a GenBank genome assembly
CAAAAAACGAUCAGUAGAUGUGGAUACAUGAUGGAUGUGUGUGCGUGUAGAUGGGUCAAUGGAUGGUUAGUGGGACGAAUGGGUGGGCGGUAGGGACGCCCUUCUUUCUGGUUUUGUACGGCCUGAUAACCAAAAAUGUGCGCCUGUUAUAGCGAGAUCAAGAGAUGGAGAGCUAGAGAAUGGACAAAAUAUGUCCAAACCUUUUCGGCGGUUGGUUGGCCCUGGCUUUCGUCUCAUCCCUUCUCAGAUUUGGGUUGGUUGGGGCCACUUCGUUCGUAUUGGCACUCAUCCAUUAUAUAUCUGUGCAUGCUCAGGCUUCAAUAGUAUUGAGGCUGACCAGACUCUUGUCCAAUGGGCGCCAGCAUGAAGAGCUCUAGGAAACAAAGUCUUUUCAAUCAUCUUAAAGAAGGAAACCACAUUAUAUAGAUGCUCCUGGCAUCGCUACUAGGGGCUCGUUUUUUUAGGUUUGAUUACUUGACUGUUUUGGUGUGGCCUAUUUGCAUGGUAAGACUCUUGCCUCUUCAAGCCGUCAGGGCCGUCAGAAAGGUUCCAAUACCCGUGUGGUGGACCAGCUACAGCGCGCGGCAAGUAGGAUAGGCUGUGAGUGAAUGAAUGGAGUUUUGAAGUGUCCAAGAGGCCCAAUCCAAAAACGAUACUGUAUUGCGUUUGACUCUUGUGUAGCGUGCCCUUUUGACCCAAAGCGCUAGACACUGGCCAGGCAAAAAUUGCGUUUCUUUAUUAUGUCGAAAGUGACUACAGACCAGAAUCCUACAUUUUUGGACUUGUGAAGGUAUGCGCGGUCUUCACACUUUCUUUAUGAACAUUAAACAGUGCGAUGGUUGACCGUCCAGUGCCUACCCCUCAAACUGGACUUGUUAAUUUGCCCCACAGCUGACCCGACAGUGUUUUGAGAAGACAAUUCGACAACAUAAACGGUGUUUUUCACAAAGUAAUGUGUGUCCACAAAAAAAUGUUUUCUAUUUGCAUGCAUUGCAGCACACGAAGCGAACAUUAAGAGCCACUGAGAAACGUAACCGAACACUUGGUUUGUUGCAAACAGAAAUAUGAACGUAGGGCGACUGCUAUUUCAUGAUUGCACGUCGCUGCAAUAAAAUGACAUUCAUGUACUGCAUGGUUUUUCUUUGGCAGUCACAAGUCUCUGUGCUCAAGCGCCCGGUGAUAAGUUCAGCUUCAAGAAAGGAGCUUCCUGACUGUGUUUGUAGGAAUCAUGUCCCAGCGCCCAUUCCGCAGCUUGAUCACCUUGGCUGCCGCUUGGUUCUUCCUCGCCCCCUUUGCUCCAGCCUUUGUCGGCUUCCAGCAGCCACAGCGUCCUUCUUUUGUCCAGAUGGCCGCAUCUGAAGAGCGCCAUCUCGAGCUUCCGGAGGUGACGCACUUUGUGGAAGAGGAAGCUGAAGGGUGCCUUGCAGAGGGCUGCACCGUUGAAGAGAUUGAGAAGAUUCAGAAGCAGCUUGAAAGAGAUGAAGGCCGUAUCCGUGACGAGAUCAAGAAGCUGCAGGUCGCUCGUGACGACUAUGACGUCGAUUCAUCAACAGGGAUUGGCAUGCUGCGGGUGGCCCUCAGCAGAUUGCAUGGUCUGAGCGAGCAGCUUCGCAACAUCGUAGAUGUCCAGAGCGCACAGAUGGCCAAGGAUUUCGGGGCCUACCUCGCUUUCGGCAACGGUGACACUGGUGGAUUCUUGACUUUGAAGAGAUUCCCUCAAACCGCAUGAGCAAAGUUCAGAUUCAGAUGAGCAACUUCGCUGAGCCAGCAGCGUGGUGUGGCUGACUGACAGCUUCGAAGAUUUACACUUUUGUCACACAGGGCCUGACAGGAUGUCAGCUUUUAAGCCUACAGUGCACAGGGCAGUGUGGCAAUGUUCUUGUGGUCUUUUGAAGGGACCACAACUUGUACAUGUUCAGUUCGGCAAUGUGGUGGAAUUGUUUCAAAAGCGCCACUUUGCUAAUUUGCUAGUUUGUGCUCCUGUGGCACACUGAGCAACCGCAACCUGACUGAGGAUCUCGCCAUUCUGUUUUGUAGAUUGGCAUGGGAUGAGCUUAAUUGGGAUCGAUUCUUUCAUGGGAAGUGUGUCCUUUUUGGAGCUUCUAAAUGCAAGUCAUGCACAGUGUUUCCUCGUGCUUGUAGACCACACUGCGUUGCUGUUAGCAGGGAUUUACACUCUGUAGACAGCUCCAAAUGCAGCGCAAGCUAGCUAGAUUUGCACACACUACCGUUGGAGACAAAGUCGCAGAGCUCGUAUGCCCAAAGCAGC